AUGUACAAUGAAGACAUUUCAGUCAUCCAAAGCAAAGAUCCUCUUCUAGUGACAAGUUACGCACUCAGGACCGUGAAUGUAACAACUGGUGGUCCUUAUUUGACGGUGGUUCCUGGAGUGAACCAAUACUUACCUAGGUAUAAAGUUGUCAUACCAAACGGAUGGAACAAUCACUACAUUGCUGUUAUGAUCAGAAGAUGUGCUGUUGGUGGUUUGCGACUAAAUAAAGAAUCAAUUGACGCCAAUACAAUUAGAAUUGAGAAAAAUGUGUUCGUUGAAAAUUUCGAGUACUCGGUCAUUGUAGCAGAAGUAACAGAAGGUGAAAUGACCUUGGAAUCGACAGAUGACACACCGUUUGGUUUAAUGGUGUAUGGUUAUCGAGAAAACAAUGGAUACGGCUUUGCCGGGAACGCCCUUCUUGGAUGA
Molecule: messenger RNA, 426 nt
Organism: Ostrea edulis (European flat oyster)
Lineage: Eukaryota; Metazoa; Mollusca; Bivalvia; Ostreida; Ostreidae
Exons: 1
Coding region: 1-426 (141 amino acids)
Source: RefSeq, a predicted model, not a curated record